AAUUGCGAUUUGCGCCAUCUUUGAGAAUCGAUGAGAAUAAAACUUCAUCUUUCUUCCGGUUUCAACGCCGUGCGUCUCGAUCUUUCUUCUUGUCUUUCGAGAAAAAGUGGCAGCGAGUGAAACGGCAAGAUGUCGCUCGUGAUUCCUGAGAAGUUUCAACACAUUCUUCGUGUCAUGGGCACGAACAUUGACGGUAAUAGAAAAGUCAUGUUCGCUAUGACUGCGAUUAAAGGUGUCGGUCGACGUUAUGCCAACAUUGUUCUAAAGAAGGCUGAUAUCGACUUGGACAAGCGAGCUGGAGAAUGCUCUGAGGAAGAAGUAGAGAAAAUCGUCACUAUUAUGGCUAAUCCUAGGCAAUAUAAAAUACCAGACUGGUUCCUCAAUAGGCAGAAAGAUAUUGUCGAUGGAAAAUAUUCGCAGCUCACGAGCGCCAACUUGGACUCUAAACUGCGUGAGGACCUGGAGAGAAUGAAGAAAAUUCGUGCUCAUAGAGGUCUACGUCACUACUGGGGUCUCCGUGUACGUGGUCAACACACCAAAACCACAGGCCGUCGUGGACGCACGGUCGGUGUGUCAAAAAAGAAAUAACUUAUAUAUAUAUUAUGUAUAUUAAGAAUAAACUUUUAAACAAUGA
Messenger RNA from Formica exsecta, 634 nucleotides. RefSeq names its product 40S ribosomal protein S18 (gene RpS18). The record is from RefSeq and is a predicted model, not a curated record. The transcript is spliced from 4 exons. Gene Ontology annotation, cellular component: cytosol; ribosome; small ribosomal subunit. Gene Ontology annotation, molecular function: structural constituent of ribosome; RNA binding. Lineage: Eukaryota; Metazoa; Arthropoda; Insecta; Hymenoptera; Formicidae. Gene Ontology annotation, biological process: translation. Bases 130 to 588 code for a protein of 152 amino acids.